Messenger RNA from Daucus carota subsp. sativus, 1468 nucleotides. RefSeq names its product caffeic acid 3-O-methyltransferase-like. Lineage: Eukaryota; Viridiplantae; Streptophyta; Magnoliopsida; Apiales; Apiaceae. The record is from RefSeq and is a predicted model, not a curated record. The transcript is spliced from 4 exons. Gene Ontology annotation, biological process: methylation. Gene Ontology annotation, molecular function: S-adenosylmethionine-dependent methyltransferase activity; O-methyltransferase activity; protein dimerization activity. Bases 265 to 1380 code for a protein of 371 amino acids.
UGUAAAUUAAGAAUGAGUAACUUAUUACUUUAGAUGAUUUAAAAAGUAAUUUUACUCCUCAACUUAAUUUACUGAUUUUAAGAUUGAAGCUAAAGAUACUAAACAAGCACAUAACAGAUCAUCGAUAGCAUAAAAAGAGGUUAAAGGAAUCCCUCUGAUACCAACAAACAGACAUGAAAAGCAAGCAAAAUGUUAAAUUUUGGCAAGAUACAACACCAAUUUCUAUAAGUUUAAGUAUUUUCAAUUGAGAAAGGGAAGUUAGCCAUGAUGUCAAAUAAAGAUGAUGAAGAAACCGAUGAUUUUACAAGGGCACUACAGCUGAAUAGUGGGUCAAUUCUUGGAAUGGUGAUGAAAGCUGCCAUUGAGCUUCAUUUGUUUGAGAUCAUGUCUAAAGCUGCUUCUGUAAAUGGUACUUAUCCUUUUGGCGAUGAUUCUAAAAUGCUGUCCAGUGAUGAUAUUGUAGCUCAUCUUCCUACACAAAACCCAACAGCUCCAGCAAUGCUUGACAGACUUCUCCGGUUUCUUGCUGCCAAGUCCAUUCUUAAGACCCGAACCAUAGUAUCCCAAGUAGAUGGCAAAGAUAAGAGUUUGUAUGGUCUAGCAAGUAUAUGUAAAUAUUACAUUUCCGAUGAGGAUGGGGUUUCAUUAGCUCCCUCACUGGCUCUGCUUCAUGACAAGACUAUCGUAGAUUCUUGGUAUCACUUGAAAGCUGCAGUGCUGGAGGGAGGAAUUCCCUUUAACAUGGCUCAUGGCAUGCAUGUCUUUGAAUACCCUGCAAAUGACCACCGAUUCAAUGAAGUUUUCAACGAAGGAAUGUACAACCACACCACCAUAAUCAUGAAGAAGAUUCUAGAAGUUUACACUGGAUUCGAACAACUCAUUGAGAUAGUAGAUGUUGGUGGUGGAACAGGAGCAACACUAGCCAAAAUCAUAUCCAAGUAUCCCCAUAUUAGAGGAAUCAACUUCGAUUUGCCUCAUGUCAUUAAAGAUGCCUCUCCCUUAACUGGCGUGGAGCAUGUUGAAGGAGAUAUGUUCAUAAGAGUCCCGAAAGGAGAGGUUAUCUUCAUGAAGUGGAUACUUCAUGAUUGGAGCGACGAUCACUGCUUGAAGCUUUUAAAGAAUUGUUGUGGCGCCCUACCAGAAUUUGGCAAGGUGAUAACUGUAGAAUCAGUGGUGAAUGAGAACUCGGCCACAGGUUCUCUAUCGGAAUCAAAUAAUGUCCUAGAUGCUGAUAUGUUAAUGAUGGCUUCAAGUUCUGGAGGAAAAGAAAGGAGUUUGAAAGAAUUUGAGGCAUUAGCAGUAGAAUCUGGAUUUGCUUCAGUAAAACUCAUAUGCAGUGCAACUAUAUAUAGUGUUCUGGAAUUUUAUAAGAAAGUCUAGUUCGUUUGGAUCAUUCUUGUACAAUGUACUUAAUACUUUAUACAUGUUUAGUAAUUGAACAUUUCUCAGAGUUUUUUUGAUGUUGAUG